This is a messenger RNA of Brassica napus (rape), 1767 nucleotides long. RefSeq lists its product as uncharacterized. NCBI's taxonomy places the organism in Eukaryota, Viridiplantae, Streptophyta, Magnoliopsida, Brassicales, Brassicaceae. The coding region runs from base 831 to 1535 and encodes 234 amino acids. The record is from RefSeq and is a predicted model, not a curated record. The transcript is spliced from 10 exons.
UAAUUUAAAUAACAAAAAAAAACUUUAGAAUUUUUUUUUUUUCGGUAAAAUGUUAAAAUUUAUACCAAUUUCAAUUUUUUAAAAAAUUACAAUGUUGCAAGCAACUCAUUCCAACAAAAAAAGAAAGAAACACCAACAACCCAAUACAAGCUGGAAUCCCUCAAAGGGGCCUAAUAUAAGAGAAGUAGAACUGGAGAAGAUAGGCAGGAGCGGCAUAUGUGGCUGGAAAGGACAAGAGCCGGUUGCGAACUAACCGGUCAAUGCUGUGCUUGAGACCUUCAGCUGAAGUAGAUAUACCCGCGAAGAUCCUUGCAUUUUUCUCCUUCCAAAGGAGAUAGAUGGAUGCUUGGAAGAUAAUCUUGAGAAUGGUUGCCGCCUGGGUGGAUGUUUGUUGCUGGUUGCUAAGAAUCCAUGCAGCCGCAGAGUGCAAAUCCAUCGGAGGAAAUAAUCGGAUUUGAGAAGCAAAGUAAAGCCAAACAGAGGAGUAGGUACAUUCGGAGAAUAGAUGGUGGUGAGUUUCAGUACCAGUAGAACAAAGAACACAAGCCUCUAAAAAACUUUAGAAUUGUUCGAAAAUGAAUUAAAUAAAAAAAAAAUACGCGUUAUCGCGAUAGAAAAAUAGGAAAAUUAAACGCGUGAUUUGGUCAUUGUUGGUCAUCGAUGUUGUCACCUAAUCGAAGAAGAAAAUUAGAAAAGAAAAGAAAACAAAUUUAAAAAAAAAACAACAACAGCCAAACCAAUCAAAAUCGUCCAAUUUUCCCCAAUCACUCUUCAGAUUCCGAAAAGAAAAGAAGAAAGAAAGAAACCGGAGUUGAGUUGAGACUUGAAAGAUGGUUACGCCGAACUGGGAACUGAGGGGUUGCUGUAACCGAAACCAGAACGCGUUCCUCAUCACCAUCGGAAUCUUCACCGUCGUUAUCCUUCUGUUGUGGAGGACAUUUCUUUUAACUCCGUUUAAACUGAUCACGGUGUUUCUUCACGAAGCCAGUCAUGCUGUUGCUUGCAAGCUUACUUGUGGAGAUGUAGAGGGGAUGGAGGUGAAUGCAAAUGAAGGAGGUUCCACAACAACCCGUGGUGGCAUUUAUUGGCUCAUCUUACCUGCUGGCUAUCUUGGCUCAUCAUUUUGGGGAAUGGCUUUGAUUCUUUCAUCUACCAAUCUGCUUACAGCUAGAAUAGCUGCUGCUGGUCUGGGUCUUGCUUUAUUCAUCGUCCUCUUCAUUGCCAAGAACUGGACGCUUCGUGGUCUUUGUAUAGGUUUCAUAGUUUUCCUCGCUAUCAUUUGGGUUCUACAAGAGUUAACUACUGUCAAAAUACUCCGUUAUGUCAUUCUCUUUAUUGGUGUGAUGAACAGCUUAUUCUCAGUUUACGAUAUCUAUGAUGAUCUGAUAUCACGGAGAGUCCACUCAAGCGAUGCUGAGAAGUUUGCAGAGAUCUGUCCUUGCUGCACUGGUUGUGGCUGGGGUGUCAUUUGGGGAAUGAUAUCAUUUAUGUUUCUUUGCGCGUCGCUGUAUCUCGGGCUUGUGAUCCUAUCAUAGAGAAAGGUUCAGAUUCUUCGUGGUGAAAUGCAGAGAUUCUUUUCUAUCAUCAGUGCGCAGUUAACAAUAGUUUGAUUCUUUAAGAUCCCUUUGUGUGUGUUGGGAUUUACAUUUGAUUGAAAAUUUAUUUGAAAAGUUUGUAUUCUUAUUUUAGUUUGACGUAUAUUGAAUACAACUCAUUGAUUGGUCUGUUGGAUACAUUGUUUAAAGAGGUACUUUGACUUCUGGUAAA